AUGGAGGAUGAUUCUUCUUCAGAAGAGGCACCGGAAUCCCCUUUCACGCCACCUGGGCCGAUUCCCAACCCAAUCGUAUACCAGAAUCGUUUAGAACCCCAAAGCGGCACCCCCACGCCACGAAACGCUUCCGCCUCAGAGUCUCGGGAUACCUCUGGGAACUUGCCGCAGUUUCCUACACUGGAGCCCACUCCCAUCACCGCCAUCGACAUCCAAAACGCUCUCGCAGGGUUCGUGAACUCCGACGACAACGACGACGACGACCGGACACCCAUCGCACAGCAGCCCUCGGCACCUAUCGCACAGCAACCCUCGACACCUCCCUUCCCAGACCCCGACUCUCCUACUCUCAGAAUCUACAAGACCGAACCACCCCGAACCGGCCCCGGCUUCAACGGCAGCGUCGCCCCCGUUCCCCCUCCCGACGCCCAUAACCGUUCGCACAUCUGGAUUCGUCCUCAUCGUAUUCCAGAAGAUGAAGAGUUCAUGAUUCCGACGGAGUACAACGACCUCUUCACCCUCACAGAUGCCACGAGGGAGUCCAUGAUGCCUCGGACGCACCGCUACCCAGAUUACGCACGUGACGAAGAAGCCCGCCGGCGCAAGCUCGACUUCGAAGCCAAGACGGGCGAGACCAUGUCCGACGAGGACUACUACUCCCUCUUCGACCAGACGACCUCGACGGGCGGCAUGCUCUCGACGCUGCUCGAGUUCAUGCAGGGGCGCGAGUACGUCAAGGCGGCGCACGUCAACCGCAUCAUUCACCAGAUGAACCGCAUGAUGUACGAAUCCGCCCAGGAGGAGGCGCGGCUGAGGCACAGGAGGAAGCUGGAGUGCGAUUCCCUCCGGCGCCAGCUCAAGGAUAGCGAGGAGAGGUGCAGUGAUCUGCGAAAGACGGUGGGCUUUAUCAAGGGUAGAACGACGGCGUUGGGCGAGGUGGCGAGCUCGUCGAAGCGGAUAAGCGAGAUAUCCGAGAAGGAGGACGACCACAUCCGCGAGAACAUGGGCCACUGGGUCGAUUCUGAUGGCGCAUCCGCGAGGGUCGAGGAGGACUUUAGGAAGUGGCAGGUUUUGGACAACAACUUGAUGAGUCGUCUCGAUGAACGUCAGCAGAUCGAAGAUACGAUCGAGGAUGAGCGCAGCAUCUCGGCAGAAGACCUGGUCCGGCUCAGAGACGCAGACGCCACUAUCGAGAAGCAACGCAAAGAAUUCCAAAAGUGGAUGGAGCAUAGGACCAAGAACCUCAUCGAAUGGCUCGAGGUCAACGACGACGACGAUGAGAGCGAGGCCAAGGCGGUGUUGAACGGUAUUCAUCAAGAGCUGGUUAAAGAGGGGAAAAUACUGAACCAGGCCUACGACAGCCUCAAGAGCGUCGCGGGUCUUCAACUCUCGCAGCGGGAGUUGCGCAACCGACCGCUGAUCGACGUGUCCGAACAAGUCCCGUCUGACCAGGCCCUUUCUGAUAGUAACAUCUACGAGGACUCUCUCGGCGCCGAUCCGGAUACUCCGAGACAAGUUUCUCCGUCGUCAUUGGAAGACGACUCGGAAGGCAGCACUUCAGAAAAGUCGGACGCAACGGUUGUUGCCCCACGCGAGGACGCCGACUGCGCCGGCUGCCGUAGACGAGACCGACAGCUGCGGGAGAAGGACCGGAAGAUUCAAGAACAGACGAACCAGCUCAGGGUCGGUUUCCACAACUGGACUCAGUUGAGUAGAAAGGCAGAACAGCUCCGGUUGGCGCUCACGCGUUGCAAUAACGACAGCAUCGAGGAUGCCCUUCGCCACAUCACCAACUACAGAACUCUGAUAUUCAGGGACUUCUACGACGAAAUGGCCCACUUGGAAAGGAUAUUCAACAUGCAGGUCGAUCGAGCUGAAGAGCACGCCGCCCUUUUCAUCAAACCGAUCGAACACCUACAGGAGGGAGGUGGGCCGGAGGAGAUACUGAAGCAACUCGAGGCGAUGGGCAGCUCGGUCGAGUCGCUCGCCGACGCAUCCCGUGUUGUCCAGCAGAAGUUUAGCGACCAACUGAAGAAGAUGUGGUCGGAGCACAAGGAGAAGUUCUACGAAGUCACCCAGGAAAAUGUCGACGACGCACAACGCCAGAGGGACCUGAUCAAGAACUUGAAGAAGCAAGUCGCGGAGCUGACGGAGCACGCCCAGGGAAGCCUGGAGCAUGACGCGCAGGAGAGUUUCCGCGUCGCGGCGGCGCUCGAGAAACAGAUGAAGGCCAAGAUCGGCCAGAUCCGGGACAAGGUCCAGCGCUACAGGGACGAGAUCAGGAGGCAGCAGAAGCAGUGCGAUGCCGACCAAUCUUCGACGCAGAGCGCUGAUCCUGAAGUGGCCAGAGAGCUGAAGAAGAAAGAGAAGGAAUUGAGGAAUCUCGACCGUCAGUGCACAAAGGCUGCACAGCUGAUUGGAAGAAUGGAAACCGACCUCGAGAAUGCGAAAGAACUUGCGAAUGUACGAAAACAAGACGCCUCGGUGCUGGCUGAACAAGUGGCGGACUUGCAACUGCAACUCGAGGAAAGAGACGAGACCGAGCGUUGGUCGUUGUGGGAUGGCACCGCCGUCGACGUUACCGAUACCUCCGACCCCGAAACUCUGCGCCGGAGCAGGGUUGCCCAGCUGCAAAAGGCUCUUCUGGAAGCAGUCGGCAAAGUCGAGAACCGCGCGCAGAGCCAAGCAACUGUAAAGCCCAGAGUUCCUUCAGUCACGAAGCGCAUGAGGAGUCUUGUAGUGCAGAAAAUUCGGAAAAGCGAACAGAAGGAUUCAACCGCGACAACCGAGGAGGACAUCGAUGGCUUUUGGAGACUGGUCGACUUCCAGAGACGAAGAGCAGAUGUGGUGUCCCUCCUCCGCCGCAACCAAUUCCAGCAUGCUAAGGAGCAGCUUUGCGAGCUGGAAAAGUGGAAUCACUCGCGCGGGAAGUGGCAUGUCGAGUCCUAUGCAGUCGAGGUCAGCCGGUCGUUGAACUAUCUCCAGGCAUACGCCAACGUGAAGCUCGUGCCGGUCCAGCGGCAGGCGGAUGUCCUUGAUGUUGCAAACGAGACUCUGGAAAGCGCCAAAAGCCAUUUCGUGGCCGCAGAGAGGGGCAAUCCAGACGCUGAACACGAGCGAGUAUGGAUGGCUUUGAGAAGCCAUUUGGAGUUUGAAGUACAGAAGACGGUCGAAGAGAUUCAGAAGUGCGACUGCAAGCACAAGACACAAGCUUGUGGGAAGCACGAGGAGAAUGGUGCUGGAGUAAGGUACCAUCACUUCAUGACAGUGGACGGCGAAGAUGGGGAGAUCCAGUUGCCGGAGUCAGCGUUCAACUCGCUGGAUCCGUACAGCUACAGGCUAGAUACUAUCGCUGAGGAGUAG
Messenger RNA from Colletotrichum karsti, 3363 nucleotides. RefSeq lists its product as uncharacterized. The transcript has a single exon. The coding region runs from base 1 to 3363 and encodes 1120 amino acids. Lineage: Eukaryota; Fungi; Ascomycota; Sordariomycetes; Glomerellales; Glomerellaceae. The record is from RefSeq and is a predicted model, not a curated record.